GCGAUGUGAGUCUUUCAGUUGAUGGUUCUUGUGUGACGUAUAAUCUAGUGGACGGGACGGGAGGCUUCUUCAACAGCGACAAAAGGCUUCUGAUUCACCCACCGCGGUGGUCUGCUAGCGAACAUAAAACCGAAACGUUUAAGAUCUUUAGACCAUUAUUGUGUAUUUUAUGUAUUAUUAAUCUUAGUGUUUAGAACAUCAUUCUGUUUACGUAUCUACUUGUUCAUUUAAACGCAAUUUGCUUAUUACAUUAGCAAAUCUGUUACAUUGGUAUUGCGCUAGGCUAAUGUCCCUGAGCAUUUUUUAUUUUUAUUUAUUUCACCUUUAUUUAACCAAGUAGACUAGUUGAGAACUAGUUCUCAUUUACAACUGCGACCUGGCAUGAGCUCACUAAACUAGACGGAGAAAGAAGCUCUGAUGAAAGGAGAGGAAGAAGCUUUCAGGAUGAAAAAGGAGGAAGAGGAGGCUAUCACAUUGAAAGAAGAGGAUGAUAUUACAGUGAAAGAGGAAGAUGGGAAAGAGGUUGUCAAAGUGGAAGAGGAGGAGGUAGAAGCUUUCAGAAUCAGAAAGGAGGAAGAUGCCAUAACAUUGAAAGAAGAGAAUGUAGUGAAAGAAGAGGAAGAACCUUUUAGAGUAAAAGAGGAAGAGGAGGCUAUCUCAAUAAAAGAGGAGGAGGACGUUUUGGGAGUGAAAAAGGAGGAGGCUGAAGAUCCGAUUAACACCAGAGAGAGACAUGACUAUUGUGGAUCCUCUGGGGAGCCUCAACAACAUCCUGAUGCUGACGAGGCAGAGAAGAGUCUCUCCAGAUCAGAACACCAGAUGGACAACACUAGCCCUUCCUCCCUCCCGGAGUCCGUGUGUAGUGCCUCUCCCGGUAGCACCUUACUGCUGGGUAUGAAGAGGUUGUCUGUGCUGCUGGUGGACUGCAGGAAAUCAACUUGUCUGAGUGGAACUGUGAGAGGAGGAGAAGAGAAGAAAGGAUCAGAUUUGACACAUCAAACAGGAGAAAGACCAGACUCAGAAGAACCAGAGCCAGGGACGUCCAAACCAGCAAGAAGACACCAGUGUUCCCACUGUGGAAAGAGUUUUAACCAGAAAGGACACCUGAACCAACAUGAGAGAAUACACACAGGGGAGAAGCCUUACCACUGCUCCCAGUGUGGAAAGGGUUUUAACCAGAAAAGCUACCUGAAAAAACACGAGAGAAUACACAUAGAGGAGAAGCCUUACCACUGCUCCCAGUGUGGAAAGAGUUUUACCCACUUGUGUAAUCUGAAAACACAUGAGAGAAUACACACGGGAGAAAAGCUGUACUGCUGCUCCCAGUGUGGAAGGAGUUUUACCCACUUACGUAACCUGAAAACACAUGAGAGAAUACACACAGGGCAGAAGCCUUACCAUUGCUCCAAGUGUGGAAAGAAUUUUACUGACUUAAAUAACCUGAAAACACAUGAACAAUUACACACAGGGGAGAAGCCUUACUGCUGCUCCCAGUGUGGAAAACGUUUUAACCAGAAAAGCUACCUGAAAAAACACGAGAGAAUACACACAGGAGAAAAGCCUUACCACUGCUCCCAGUGUGGGAAGGGUUGUAACCAGUUAGGUGACCUGAAACGACAUGAGAAAAUACACACAGGAGAAAAGCUGUACUAUUGCUCCCAGUGUGGAAAGGGCUGUAACCACUUAGGUGACCUGAAACGACAUGAGAGAAUACACACAGGAGAAAAUCUGUACUAUUGCUCCCAGUGUGGAAAGGGUUGUAACCACUUAGGUGACCUGAAACGACAUGAGAGAAUACACACAGGAGAAAAGCUGUACCACUGCUCCCAGUGUGGAAAGAGUUUUACCCACUUACGUAACCUGAAAACACAUGAGAUAAUACAUACAGGGGAGAAGCCUUACCACUGCUCCCAGUGUGGAAAGAGUUUUAUCCACUUAUGUAAUCUGAAAACACACAAGCAAUUACACACAGGGGAGAAGCCUUACCACUGCUCCCAGUGUGGAAAGAGUUUUAAUCAGAAAAGCUACCUUAAAAAACAUGAGAGAUCACACACAGGAGACAAGCCUUACCACUGCUCCCAGUGUGGUAAGGGUUGUAACCAGUUAGGGGACCUGAAACAACAUGAGAGAGUACACACAGGAGAAAAGCUGUACCACUGCUCCCAGUGUGGAAAGGAUUUUACCCAGUUAGGGGUCCUGAAACGGCAUGAGAGAAUACACACAGGAGAGAAGCCUUACCACUGCUCCCAGUGUGGAAAGGGUUUUACCCAGUUAGGGGACCUGAAUCGGCAUGAGAGAAUACACACAGGAGAAAAGCUGUACUACUGCUCCCAGUGUGGAAAGAGUUUUACCCAGUUUUUGAACUUGAAAACACAUGAGAGAAUACACACACAGGGGAGAAGCCUUACCACUCCUCCCAGUGUGGAAAUCGUUUUAAUCAGUUAGGUAACAUGAGAACACAUGAGAAUAAACACACAGUAGAUAAGGAUGUAGGCUACUGAACAGUAGGAAACAGGACAGAUUUUAGGCUGCUGAACAGUAGGACAUAGGAGAGGUGCAAGCCCUAUACGUGGUGGGAGGCUGCAGAGACUCGGGAAAUUCGUGUUAGGUAUUGACUUUACAGUGUUUUCCUUACUGCAUGUAUUUUUAUGUAAAUAAACUGUUAUCUCAGAAUGAUGUUGGGGAUAAUUAAGUACUGGUGCUAUAAUGUCUGGCGCCGCCUCCACUGGCCAAUAGGGAUGUGUGUCAUAGUAUCAUAGGGUAUCAUAGGGAUGGGUAUCAUAGGAUAUCAUAGGGAUGGGUAUCAUAGGAUAUCAUAGGGCUGUGUAUCAUAGUAUCAUAGGAUAUCAUAGGGAUGGGUAUCAUAGGAUAUCAUAGGGAUGGGUAUCAUAGGGAAUCAUAGGGAAUAAUAGGGAUGUGUAUCAUAGUAUCACAGGGUAUCAUAGGGAUGUGUAUCAUAGGGGAUCGUAAGGAUAUCAUAGGGAUGGGUAUAAUAGGAUAUCAUAGGGAAUAAUAGGGAUGUGUAUCAUAGGGAUGGGUAUCAUAGGAUAUCAUAGGGAAUAAUAGGGCUGUGUAUCAUAGUAGUGUGCUGAAUAACUGAUGAAUAAGUAGUGGUCCUAUAAUGUAAACUCCAACAGGAAAUAAAUUCUAAUGUAUAACUUCAAGAU
Molecule: messenger RNA, 3167 nt
Organism: Salvelinus fontinalis (brook trout)
Lineage: Eukaryota; Metazoa; Chordata; Actinopteri; Salmoniformes; Salmonidae
Product: zinc finger protein 345-like
Exons: 4
Coding region: 418-2445 (675 amino acids)
Biological process (GO): regulation of transcription by RNA polymerase II
Cellular component (GO): nucleus
Molecular function (GO): DNA-binding transcription factor activity, RNA polymerase II-specific; RNA polymerase II transcription regulatory region sequence-specific DNA binding
Source: RefSeq, a predicted model, not a curated record